GAUUUUCCCCAUUUUUCUAGAAGUAGUUAAAUAACUUGAAUUCCAGAGUGCCGCCCUCGCAAGCCCUUCUCCGAACUCAGUACGGCCCAACAGCCACUCUUCUCGUACUGAGCCAAUCUAAGCUAUCUCUCUCUCUCUCUCUCUCUCUCUCUCACACACACACAGCGGAAAAUGGCGAUAGCAGCACAGACUCCAGAUAUCUUGGGGGAGCGUCAAUCUGGGCAGGACGUUCGCACCCAAAAUGUUGUAGCGUGUCAAGCAGUGGCCAACAUUGUCAAAUCUUCACUUGGCCCUGUCGGACUCGACAAGAUGCUAGUUGAUGAUAUUGGUGAUGUAACCAUUACUAAUGAUGGUGCCACAAUACUCAAGAUGUUAGAAGUUGAGCAUCCAGCUGCUAAGGUGCUUGUUGAAUUGGCUGAGCUUCAGGACCGAGAAGUUGGAGAUGGGACGACUUCUGUAGUCAUUGUAGCUGCGGAGUUGCUUAAGAGAGCAAAUGACCUUGUGAGGCACAAGAUUCACCCAACAUCUAUAAUUAGUGGAUACAGACUUGCUAUGAGGGAAGCAUGCAAAUAUGUUGAUGAAAAACUGGCUGUGAAGGUUGAAAAGCUUGGAAAAGAUUCACUUGUGAACUGUGCCAAGACAAGCAUAUCCUCAAAGCUGAUAGCAAGUGACAGCGACUUCUUUGCAAAUUUGGUUGUAGAUGCAGUAAAAGCAGUAAAGACAAUCAAUGUGCGGGGAGAGACUAAAUACCCUAUCAAGGGAAUCAAUAUAUUGAAAGCUCAUGGAAAAAGUGCAAGAGAUAGCUAUUUGUUGAAGGGAUAUGCUCUAAAUACGGGUCGUGCUGCCCAAGGAAUGCCAAUUAGAGUUGCCCCUGCAAAGAUUGCCUGUCUUGAUUUCAAUCUUCAGAAAACAAAAAUGCAAAUGGGUGUCCAGGUCUUGGUCACAGAUCCAAGGGAGCUUGAAAAAAUUCGACAGAGGUGA
This is a messenger RNA of Malania oleifera, 981 nucleotides long. RefSeq names its product T-complex protein 1 subunit alpha-like. Gene Ontology annotation, biological process: protein folding. The record is from RefSeq and is a predicted model, not a curated record. The transcript is spliced from 9 exons. Gene Ontology annotation, cellular component: chaperonin-containing T-complex. Gene Ontology annotation, molecular function: ATP hydrolysis activity; ATP binding; ATP-dependent protein folding chaperone. Lineage: Eukaryota; Viridiplantae; Streptophyta; Magnoliopsida; Santalales; Ximeniaceae. Bases 172 to 981 code for a protein of 269 amino acids.